UGAGUAUAUAGCGAGGUAGUGAGCGCGGCGGCAGCUGUAGUGACAUGUUCCCAGCCGCCACAGGCCGCUUACCAUGACGGAUCCUCGCCAAAUACACGCAAUAGAAAGUGAAUGUAAACAAUUAGAAGUCAGUGACGCAUGGAAUCAAGUGUACCAGCGGAUACGGAGUGAAGGAACUUUUGAUUUGCCUUGCACAGAAGCCAAAGCACCAGGCAAUAGAAACCUGAAUCGAUAUAGAGAUGUCCUUCCAUAUGAUCACUCCAGAAUUAUUCUAACUGACAGCAGUACUAAUUAUAUCAAUGCUUCUCUUGUUAAGGUAGUGUGUGUGAAUCGGUCAUACAUCUUGGCUCAGGGUCCAUUAUCACAUACUACACCACAUUUCUGGCUGAUGGUAUGGCAACAGAAGGUUAAAGGUAUCAUCAUGCUCAACAAAAUUAUUGAGAAAAAUCAGAUAAAAUGUCAUCAGUAUUGGCCUCUGGGGGAAUGUGAUGGAGGUGAAGAUACUAUGGUGUUUUCAACAGUUGGCCUCAAGGUCGAUCUCCUAAAUGUCAGUCAUCAUACACAUUACAAUUAUAGUACACUUAGAUUAACAGAAAUAUCAUCAGGAAACAUUCGCUUAAUCUUACAUUUUCAUUACACAACAUGGCCAGAUUUUGGUGUUCCUCAAUCACCUGAAGCAUUUUACAAGUUCCUAAAUGUAGUACGAGCUAGUGGUGUCUUAGAGCGAGAUGUUGGGCCAUCUGUUGUUCACUGUUCGGCUGGAAUUGGUCGUUCUGGAACAUUCUGCUUGGUUGAUACCAUUCUCAUGAUGCUCUCCAAAGGCCUUUGUGGUUCUGGUCAGGGCAAGGUGGUUGAAGUAUUGCUGGACAUGAGACGGCAGCGUAUGGGGCUUAUUCAGACUCAUGAUCAGCUAAGGUUCUCUUAUCUGGCAAUUGUCUAUGGGGCACAUAAACUCAUUGAGAUGAAUGACAAGGAUCCUUGUGAAGAAAGUAGCAGUGAGGAGCCGUCCUUGGCAGAUGAAUUACCUCCACAGCCUCCACCUCGCACAGAUUCACUCACACGUUCUAUGAUUGAGAAUCAGCUUGCGAAUGAGCUUCAGGAUGGCAAUGGUUCAGACACUGCACCUGAAGAUAAUACUGAAGAUUAUGAAGAGGAAGAUAGUUCAGGAUAUGUUCCAAUCCGACCAUUGCCAGCAGAACCUCCCACAGAUGGCUCUGGGCAUGACACAACCCUACCAACAAAUCCAGAUCAUCAUAAUGCCUUGUCCAAGGAAAAUGAUGUUCGACGACGAAAACAACGGGAACGAACAGCAGCAACUGCAGCUAAAGUCAAGGCCAUGGUAGAAAAACAACGAGUCAAUGAGUUUUGGCAAGAGAGAAAGAGGUUAAUAAUGCGACCAGUUUCCCUGUGUGUUGCCUUUGUUGUACUUGGUUUGGGAGGAGGAGCUCUCUUUUAUCGAUAUUUUCAUGCAUAAGAGAAACUUUAUUUUGCUUACGGGUACAUUAGUAAUACCACCAUCUUGAAUGUUAUUCUUGUAUUACUUAUUUUGUAUUUAUAUGAAAAUGCAAAGUGGUCCUAUUAAAUUUGUGCCUCUAUAGUUCAAAGGUGGAGGUUAAUGAAAAGAUACACAAUAUUCUGAGUUCCAACAGCUAAUCCUGGACGAUAAUCAAGUUUUGGGAUCGAUUUGGAUUUACUGAAUUUAUUUUAUAUUUUGAGAGGUUUAAGCCGUAUUUUAAAAACCUUUCAUUGGAAGUGAUAAUCAUUAUUGCACAUGUUAUGAAGCUUCCUAACUUAAUCUUUGGGUGUCUGUCUGUAAAUUAAUUUGUUUAACAACAUAUCUUUUGAGGGUUUGUAGUUAAGUACAGUACACAUGAAAUCUCUUAGUGACUCCUAUUUAAUUUUUCCUCUGUGGUUAUCUUUUCAUCAACUCCAUUUUUCUAUUUUCAUGUAUAAUCACUCCUUCCUAACAAACACACAACACACACAUGCAGUUGGAGCAAUUUAGGUGAGAAGGUGGUGGAGGCCAAGACCGUCAGUAGUUUCAAAGCGUUAUAUGACAGAGUGCUGGGAAGAC
Messenger RNA from Procambarus clarkii (red swamp crayfish), 2074 nucleotides. RefSeq names its product Protein tyrosine phosphatase 61F (gene Ptp61F). Lineage: Eukaryota; Metazoa; Arthropoda; Malacostraca; Decapoda; Cambaridae. Gene Ontology annotation, cellular component: cytoplasm; nucleus. Gene Ontology annotation, biological process: negative regulation of ERK1 and ERK2 cascade; negative regulation of receptor signaling pathway via JAK-STAT; peptidyl-tyrosine dephosphorylation. The record is from RefSeq and is a predicted model, not a curated record. Gene Ontology annotation, molecular function: protein kinase binding; non-membrane spanning protein tyrosine phosphatase activity.